Molecule: messenger RNA, 3355 nt
Organism: Thrips palmi
Lineage: Eukaryota; Metazoa; Arthropoda; Insecta; Thysanoptera; Thripidae
Exons: 10
Coding region: 357-1685 (442 amino acids)
Source: RefSeq, a predicted model, not a curated record
CAGCGCCGCGGUGAGGCGUGCGACCAGCUUCGCGGAUUCCGUCGUCGUUCCGAGCCUCGCGCCGCGCGCUUCGAAACCGAAAUACCGAACCGACUCGUCGACGCGGUCCCGGGGUUUCGCGAGUGAGUGUGCCCUUUCAGUGACAGCCCCGAGGACCAACGACCACAGUGCCCGCCUGUCCGCCCGUCUCGCGAGAUCGCAGGAGAUCCUUUGGCGCGCGUUGGGCCAGCCGCCCGAAGAUGUGCCUGGAUGUGCCACCGUCGUGAAGUGCGUGUAGUGUGUGAGCUCGGCCCGACAGUCCCCCGCCAGUGGGUGUUGCACGUCGCUGCUCAAGGAAAAGUGUCCCAAGUGCAAGAAUGGCGAAGCUGGCGCUGCUGCGCGUCGUCUGGCUGGUGCUCGCCGUCUCCGUGCUUCAGGCGGCGGCGCAGUCGCUGCUGGAGACGGACUUCACGCCGACCGUGACGGCCACGUGCAAGGCGGGCCGCAUGACGAUACGGGUCCACACCAACGGCUCCUUCUACGGCGCGGUGCACGCGCGGGAGCACCGCAAGGCCGGCUGCAUCGCCGUGGGCAACGGCGGCACCCUCACCACGCUGGACGUGAACCUGGUGGCCGCCCCCGGCGCCUCGGACAACUGCGGCGUCCUAGUCAACAACAAGACGGAGGAGAGGUCGCUCUCGGUCGCGGUGCGAGUUCACCGGACUUUGGAGUUGGCCGACGACAAGAUGUACGUCAUCACUUGCGGCAAGGCGGGCUUCAGGAACUCGAGGAACGAGACGUCCCUCGUGUCGCUGAAGUUGAUCGACAAGGGCCGGAGAGUCACGGAGGUGGUGUACAGCCACCCCUACACGCUGAGGGCCGACGUCACCAGGCCUGACGGCACCCACGGCAUCCGGGUCAAAAACUGCUUCGCCUUCAACAAGCUCAACAGCAGCGUCAUCCUCAUCGAUGAGAGGGGGUGCCCCGUCAAGUCGUCCGUCAUAUCGCCCUUCAAGUACGACCCCGUCACCAGCUCGGCCGAGGCGGAGCUCAAGUCCAUGUUCAGGUUCCCGGACUCGAGCCAGCUCCACUUCCAGUGCGACAUCGCCCUGUGCAGAGGAGCGUGCCCCGAGCCCACGUGCUCGGACGACGAGUACCAGCUGGUGUCGGCGCAGUCCCGCGCGCUUGACCAGGACUCGCUGCAGGUGGCGGACGAGGGCGCCCUCAUGGCCAGCACCAGCGUCUUCGUCCUGGAGCCCGGCGAAGGACCACAGGUCGCUGAGCUGUGCGACGGCGGCGUGCACCCGCCCUGGCUGCUGUGGCUGUGCAUCGCGCUGGCCGUGCUGUUCCUCAUCAUGCUCAUCAUCAACUGCUUCCUGUGCUCCGCCAUGACCUGCUCGUGCGCGCGGACGGAGGUGAUCGAGAAGGAGCCCUCCAUCAUCGAGGACUACGACCCCUACCGCUCGUGGCACGGCUCGCAGUACGGCUCCAGGUACUCGCUGAACGGCAAGCCGGGCUACACGUCGGGCGGCUCCACCAUGAACUCGACGCGCUCCGUGUCCACCAACAGCGACCACUACGCCAUCGUGCACUCGCGGCCGGGCAGCCGCUAUUCGCACAAGAACCACCGCGAGCGGGAGGGCCGGGACCACCGGGACCGGGGGCCGCCCAGCCACAUCGGCAGCCACUACUCGGGCAAGAUGUAGAGCCUGCAGUGUACUAGCCCUGGGCCGCCCAGCCACAUCGGCAGCCACUACUCGGGCAAGAUGUAGAGGCUCAACGCGGCGGCGGCACAGCGCGGCCAUGGUGCAGCCACUCGACUGAAUAUAUGUUUGUUUCCAGUGUACGUAGUUUGUGUCUGAACGGCGGCCGUCCGGCGCCCUUCUGGCCAAUUGGCCACCGUCCGUGGGCCUUCCCUGAGCGGUUCGAUCGGUCUCUCGAAAAGAGGACCGGCGUGUUAGCCACAGUCAGCGGUUGGAGUUCUCGAGCUUGCAUUCACUGCUUGCGAGAGAGCAACGCAGACUUUUGCCAUAUGUGACCUCCUUUUUAGUUCUGUUUGUGGCGAGCCAAACUUACGAGUUUGUUUAUUUCUCAGGGUCACUGUAAUUUUCGCAAAAGAUUAACUCAAACUGAGAUCAGAGAGUGGCAUUCUCUUCGUUUGGAGAAAAAUCAAGUUACCAGAAAACACAGUUUUAAAAAAUGAAACAAAACAUAAAUACUGUGUUUGUAAAUCAAAUAUGGAAAUCUUUUUUUCCCAAAUUAUCUUUUCCUUUUUGCACCUCCUGGUGCUGUAGUGAAGAGAAAUGAAGAGAAACAGGUUGCAAAGUCAUGAGUCCAAAUUUCUGCUGGCAUCACACAUAGCAAAAAUAUGUAAUUUUUUAAAAAAAAUGAAUGUUAAAUGGUUUAUACCCUUGUACGCUUAGGCCCCGACCAGUGGAUCCAACAAAAUAUAUUAUUUUGUUUAUUUUUUUCUGUUUCACCAUGUGAUCUUGAAUAAACCACUGUUCAAUGUACAUAUAGUUCAUAAAGAAUGCUCAAACGGUAGAAUCUCUACCAGGAGCAUCAACUUCUAUUUACUGAUUGUCAAUAACAAUAUUUUUAGAAACGAGCAGGACUCGAUAAAGUAAAUUUUGCAGCUACUAGCUGCAGUGCAUCAAAUUUCAAAUGAUUGGGUGCUGCCUAAAAAGUGAUGUUUAAUAAUUAAUAUAGUGUAAAUGUUAAUAUAUUUUUUAAAAAAGUUUCCAAUGCUAAAAAUAUUUUUAUGUUCAGUGUUUAUUAUGUUGAAAAAGCUGAGCUCACAAUGAAACAAAAUGAAAUCUCAAAGGUACUGUGCAUUCUGUCCUUUCCACUGUUGUGUUCCAAGAUUGCAUAUCUCAAUGUGAUAUAUUCAUGAUAAUUAGUUGGUUUCCCUUUUGAUUUGUUUGUAACAAUAUCAUCAUAGGCAUUAAAAUAUUCAAUAAACAUGCACCCUUGAAACAAAGAAUAUUUUUUAGGGAUUGGGAACUCUUAAGUAAUCGAUAUUUACUGUCGACUUUGCCAUGUGUCAUAAUUUAAGAAUCUAUUUGUAUACUUAAGAUGGAUGCUCCAGCUCCCAACAAGCUUUGUUGUAACUUAUAUUUUUAUUAAAAAAUCAAUUUUUCUUAUAGGUUGUUAAUAUUGUUUUUUGUUCAAAAGACAUCAGCUAAUCUGAAUAGCAUUGUUAACUAUGAUGACUCAUUACAUUGUAUAGUCAGAACAUUUAUUAGGCCUGUUGGGAGCAGCAACCAUGAAAGUCAGGUGUUUGUAAUGAAUGUUUUUAACUUCUGAGUGCUUGAGCUGUGAUUGAAUAAAUUGUGUGUAAAUACAAAUGCCAAUAAAUGUACUUGGCCACUGAAUA